This is a messenger RNA of Podarcis muralis (Common wall lizard), 3795 nucleotides long. The record is from RefSeq and is a predicted model, not a curated record. NCBI's taxonomy places the organism in Eukaryota, Metazoa, Chordata, Lepidosauria, Squamata, Lacertidae.
CACCAGCAAGCCAGCUUCUACCACCACCACUGCCCCCCUUUCUCCCAGGCCUGCCUCGCAUUCUUGGCUAUUUUUAGGCAGACAGUAUCAGCUCAGCUGUCCCUCUGCCUCUGGCCGUUGCGCUUGGGAAGUGACACUUGGCUUACCUAUCGCGUUUCGCUCAGUCUUUUCCAACGGAAGCCCUGCCAGGGCGCCCGCGCUGCUGCUGCCUCUCUCACUGGGCCUCCGGCCUCCCCCAAUUUUCGUCAGGGGUUUAGGUUCUCCAGCGUGGCAGCCAUGGCCUUUUCAUCACGAUUUGCAUUCUGGGAGCAGAAGGUGAAGGAUGAAGACAAACCUUUAGCAGCGAAAAAAAACGAGAGAGAGGAUGGGGCUUUGGAUGUCCAGAGUGCAGGAAAGGAAGACCCCCGGAACCCCCGCAGCCCUGAGCCCCCAGAACGCCCUGGGAGGGUGAAGAGCCCAGAGCCCCCGGGGAAGGUGAAGAGCCCAGAGCCCCCGGGGAAGGUGAAGAGCCCAGAGCCCCCUGGUAGGGUGAAGAGCACAGAGCCGCUGCUCAACGGGGACACCCAGCAUUCCUGCCCUCCCGGCCAAGCCAUGAACGGCCUGGAAGGGUCCCAAGGAGCUGGCUCAUCGACUCAGCCCGAGCCACCUGCUGACGAUGCCCAGGGCCUCUCCCGCAAGAGAGUGGUGAGGGUGGUGCGGAAGGUGGUGCGGAAAGUGCUUCCAGGGGAGGAGUCUGGGGGCUCCAAGGAGCCGGGACGAGAUGUCAAGUCCAUGGAGCCAAGCAAGAAGGAGGAGAAGCCUCCUGCAAAGGUCCAGCCCCCACCUGCAAGGGUGCUCUCUCCAGGGCCGGCAAGGGUGCUCUCUCCAUCCCCUCGGCCACCCUCUUCCUUGAAGUCUGAGCCCAAGGAGGCAGCCCCCAAGGAUGACCUCUCGGUGGGGCUCAAGAGCCUGAUGUCGAGAGGCAGGACCAGAGAGCACCGGCCCCGUGCCAAGCUGCCAGAGAAGAAAGAAGAGGAGAAGAAGCCCCCAGAGAAGACAAAGACCCCGCCUCUUGUGGAAGGAAAGGCCACAGACACAAAGGGGAGUCAGGCGCCGAAGGGGCCUCCUGCGGCUCCAGCGAAGCUGGCAGUACCGAAAGCCACCACUGUGAAUAAGACUCCUUCCAAGGAGAAGCCCCAAACAGCAAAGCCAACAGAGAAGUCUCCGCCUCCCCUGAGUCCUGGAGAGGGAACCAUCCAGCAGCCGGAGCCUGCGACCACCACGGCUGCACUCCCCCAGGUACUGUACCCCAGCGCGCCGGAGGACCCCCUUCUAUCUCCCGUCUGCCUCUGGGUUGAUGUGUGUGCUCGCGCCACGUGCUGGAGUGCCAAGACGGAGGAACAAAUUGCAGCCGAGGAGGCCUGGUAUGAGACGGAUAAAGUGUGGCUGGUCCACAAGGAUGGCUUCUCCUUAGCAAGCCAGCUGAAGACUGAUGCUGCCGGCCUUCUGCCCGAGGGGAAAGUCAAGGUGAAACUGGACUACGAUGGAGCUCAGCUCGAGGUGGAUGAAGACGACGUGGAAAAGGCCAACCCUCCGUCGUGCGACCGCGUGGAGGACCUGGCCAGCCUUGUGUACCUCAAUGAGUCUAGCGUCCUGCACACGCUCCGCCAGCGCUAUGGCGGGAACCUCAUUCACACCUACGCUGGGCCCAACAUGGUGGUCAUCAACCCUCUCAGCUCUCCAUCCAUGUACUCUGAGAAGGUGAUGCACAUGUUCAAGGGCUGCCGCAAGGAGGACACCUCCCCCCACAUCUACGCCGUGGCCCAGGCCGCCUACCGGAACAUGCUCAUGAGCCGCCAGGACCAGUCCAUCGUUCUGCUGGGGAGCAGCAGCAGCGGAAAGACCACCAAUUGCCAGCACCUGGUCCAGUACUUGGCCACAGUUGCUGGCAGCUCCGGGAAGGUAUUCUCAGCGGAGAAGUGGCAAGCACUGUACACCAUCCUGGAGGCCUUUGGCAACAGCGGCACGAGCCUGAACGCCAACGCCACCCGCUUCUCACAGAUAAUCUCGCUGGACUUUGACCAGGCUGGGCAGGUGGCCUCUGCCUCUGUGCAGACGAUGCUGCUGGAGAAACUCAGGGUUGCCAAGCGCCCCGCGAAUGAGGCCACCUUCAACGUGUUCUACUACUUGCUGGCCUGUUCGGACAAUGCCCUCCGGACGGAGCUUCAUUUCAACCACUUGGCAGAAAACAACUUCUUUGGGAUUGUACCCCUGUCAAAGCCGGAGGAGAAGCAGAAGGCCGCCCAGCAGUUCAGCAAGCUCCAGGCAGCCAUGAAAGUGAUGGGCAUCUCCAGUGAUGAGCAGAAAGCCUUCUGGCUUGUCCUGGGGGCUGUUUAUCACUUGGGGGCUGCAGGAGCCACCAAAGACGGCGACGAAGCUGGGAGGAAGCAGUUUGCUCGCCACGAGUGGGCCCAGAAAGCAGCCUACCUGCUGGGCUGCACACUGGAAGAGCUGUCCUCAUCCAUCUUCAAGCACCAGCCCAAAGGGACCCUGCAAAGAUCCACCUCCUUCCGCCAGGGGCCGGAGGAAGCUGCCUUGGCAGAUGGCUCAGGCCCAAAGACCACUGCUCUGGAGUGCUUGGAGGCCCUCGCCUCAGGCCUGUACUCUGAACUCUUCACGCUGCUCAUCUCACUCCUCAACAGGGCCCUCAAGUCCAGCCAGCGGUCCUUGUGUUCCAUGAUGAUUGUGGACACCCCCGGCUUCCAGAACCCCGAGAUGGCCGGCCAGAGCCGCGGGGCCACUUUUGAAGAGCUGUGCCACAACUAUGCCCAGGAGCGGCUGCAGACCCUCUUCCACGAGCGCACUUUCGUGCAGGAGCUGGAGAGAUACAAGGAGGAAAACAUAGACCUUUCCUUAGAUGCCUUAGAGCCUAAUACAUCUGGGUCUAUAGCCACAGUAGACCAAGCGUCCCACCAGGCACUGGUCCGCUCCCUGGCCCGGACCGACGAGGCCCGCGGCCUGCUGUGGUUGCUGGAGGAGGAGUCGCUGCAGCCCGGAGGCAACGAGGACACUUUGCUGGAGCGGCUGUUCACCUACUACGGCCCGCAGGAUGGAGACAAGAAAGGGCACAACCCGCUGCUCCGAAGCAGUAGGCCACGGCACUUCUUCCUGGGGCACAGCUAUGGCACCAACUGGGUGGAAUAUGACACCACGGGCUGGCUGAACUAUGUCAGGCAGAAUCCUGCAUCCCAGAACACUCUGACUCUCCUGCAGGAGUCCCAGAAGAAAAUAAUCAGCAGCCUCUUCGCAGGCCGAGCUGGGACAGGAAUGGUGCUGUCUGGGUCCAUCGCUGGCCUGGAAGGAGGCUCUCAGCUGGCUUUGCGCAGGGCCACAAGCAUGCGGAAGACCUUCACCACGGGCGUGGCAGCCGUGAAGAAGAAGUCUGUCUGCAUCCAGAUCAAGCUGCAAGUGGACGCGCUGAUCGACACCCUCAAGAAGUCCAAGCUCCACUUUGUGCACUGCUUCCUGCCCAAGGCGGACAGCUGGAGCGGGGACUCCAGAGGGCUGUGCACGCGGAGAGUGAGCACCAGCGAGCUGGACCUGCACGGGGAGCACUGCGAGGCCGGCCUCAUGCAGCUGGACAUACCCCUCCUGAGGGCCCAGAUCCGGGGCUCCCGGCUCCUCGAUGCCCUUCGGAUGUACCGCCAAGGUUGGUACCCUGCCCCCCGAAGCAGUUGCGUUGUGAUCACCUGCAGGCAUGUGCUGUGGAAGCAGGAGGCGUCGCUCUGCCCCCGCCUGUAAUGAAGUCCCUGCGUU